AUGGCACCCCAAUCCUCGAAUAAUCGGUCUGCGACAAAAGCUACAUCUGAGAAGCCACCUCGUUCGACGCAAAAAACUGCCCCGGUCGGCUCCAACCCAACAACCUUCGUAUCUAUCGCAAAACCGGACCAAACUGCCUACAAAGAGGAACAGGAUGCACUCAAGGCAAAAAUAGACGCGGUCAAUGUGGAAUUGGAAGGCCUCAAGAUCAAGAUUGAUGAUGUUGGUAAAGGCGGACCUAGCGCCGAGCGACGUGCUGCUCUUCGGGAACAGCUGGAAGAACUCAAGGUACAGCACAACGGCUUCAAGGCUAACCGGGGAAAAGUAUUGGACCAGCUCAAGGCUUUGCAAGAUGGGAUUCAGAAACGUACCAAGGAUCUCAACUCAACGAAGCAGAAAGCUCAAUUCAAAUCCACGGAGGAUAUUGACAGUCACAUCCGGAAUUUGGAGCGCCAGAUUGAGGCUGGGACCCUGACUCUCACAGCGGAGAAAAAGGCAAUAGCUAGUAUCAGUGAUGCGAAACGUUGGCGCAGAGCCGUGGAAAACUUCCAGAAUGAACAAACCACAAUCGAUGCUGAUAAGGCUCGCGCUGACGAACUCCGGAAGCAGCUGGAUGAUCCUGAGGCAAAGGUUGUGUCCGACAAGUACGAUGCCGUCAAGGCCGAAAUGGAGGAACUCAGGGUUCAGGGAGAUGAGAUUUACGCCAACCGCCACAAGCUGUUCGACGAGCGCAAGGAACUCCAGUCGCAACUCGACGAUUUGUGGUCUCAGAAGAAGGAAUCUUCUAGACAAUAUCGUGAAGCUCAAGACCGGUACCAUAAGAAGAUUCAGGACGAGCGUGCAAGGAGAGCAGAACGCUUCGCAGCUCAGCGGGCUGAAGCAGAAGCUGAGAAGCGCGAAGCAAUUGCCAGGCGUCUGCGAGAAGAGGCUGAGAUUCCAGCUUUCCAGGCUCAGAUCGAAGAUAGCCAAACUCUCAUCAAUUUCUUCGUCAGCAGGAUUGGAGGGGUUCCCGAUGCCCCAACCCCAACUUUGAACGGCGCCCGUUCCGACAUUGCUGGCGUCCCCAAACUGGAAUCUCGAAAGGUCGACACUACAAUUGGUGACGGUCUGAUAGCAAGGAAGAAGAAAGGCGAGGAAGAGGAAAUCUACUUCAUUGGUGGGAAGAGCAAGAAGAAGACGGGAAAGGUUGCGCAGGACUCCACGACAUCGACCGAGACCAAACUUCAACUUCCUCUCUCCACUCUCUCUGCACUUCUGUCCCUUUCUAUCCCAGCUCCGACCUCACACUCCGAUAUUAGCCGGACGAUCGAGGAUCUCAAGACGAAGAAGGCGUGGUUUGAAGCCAAUCAAGGUCGGAUCACUGCGGAGAAUAUUGCCAAGGCCGAUGCUGAAAUCAAGAAGUUGGAGAACGCUCCUGCCGUCAAAAAUGCCUCUCCAUUAAAUGGGAAUUCCCAGGAGGAGCCUAUUCCUUCCCCUCCGCACGUUAACGGCGUUCCGGAUACUGCUUCUGUUCAGGAUGUUGAUGGAAUACCCGAUGAGGAUAAAGAAAAGGUUAUUGAGGCAUGAACUUGAUGAUUUACUUUCAUGUUUCUAAUCCAUUUAAUGAGCAUUUUAUGGAGUUUCUGUCGUCGUUUUACAAUUGUGCUCAUGGAAUAAAGUAAUCAUCUCCACUUG
Cantharellus anzutake is the source of this 1674-nucleotide messenger RNA. RefSeq lists its product as uncharacterized. The coding region runs from base 1 to 1566 and encodes 521 amino acids. The record is from RefSeq and is a predicted model, not a curated record. Gene Ontology annotation, cellular component: endoplasmic reticulum; nuclear outer membrane-endoplasmic reticulum membrane network; ribonucleoprotein complex. The transcript has 5 exons. Lineage: Eukaryota; Fungi; Basidiomycota; Agaricomycetes; Cantharellales; Hydnaceae. Gene Ontology annotation, biological process: intracellular mRNA localization. Gene Ontology annotation, molecular function: mRNA binding.